This is a messenger RNA of Ilex paraguariensis (yerba mate), 615 nucleotides long. The record is from the annotation of a GenBank genome assembly. Lineage: Eukaryota; Viridiplantae; Streptophyta; Magnoliopsida; Aquifoliales; Aquifoliaceae.
AUGGAGGAGGAAAGAGAAGGAGAUAUUAGAGUCCCUCUCAUCUCCGCUCUAUUCUGCCUGUUUGUAAUAUCCGGUGGAGUCUUCCUUGUUGUCUACGUCUACGUUCCCAACCUUUCUGAGCCAUGGUUUCCCAUGGCUGCAUUCUUAUUAAUAGGCUCGCCAUGGAUUUUCUGGUUUCUAACCUACAUCUACACCUGUAUCAAAGCUUGUUUCCGCCGCACCCCCGUCGACGACCGCCAGAUUUCCCGGCGUGGCAGCCUUGCAACACCACCACCACCAAAGACCGCCAACACGGCGGUACUGCCAAGCAAUGAUGAGCCGCCUGAGAAUUCUCCUAAAGACGGACGGCACGUGCACUUUGGGGAGGCGGCAGUGGUGGUGAAAGGUGAGGAUAGUGGAGGCCAGAAUGGAGAACAUGGCGGAGGAGAAGAGUCGUCGGUGAAUUAUCUCCUCCAAGGAAUCAUUAAGAAAUCCUCACCUCAGCCUACUCCAUUACCAUACGGGCAUUUGAUUCGACUGAUAACAGCGAACAGCCUACUCCAUGAGCUUGCUAUUAUGCUCUAUUAUGAACCUCAGCCUACUCAACCUCAUAACAGUAUGAACUUGGGCAUUUGA